Daktulosphaira vitifoliae (grape phylloxera) is the source of this 6259-nucleotide messenger RNA. RefSeq names its product calsyntenin-1 (gene Cals). Bases 232 to 3156 code for a protein of 974 amino acids. Gene Ontology annotation, biological process: homophilic cell-cell adhesion; positive regulation of synapse assembly; positive regulation of synaptic transmission. The transcript is spliced from 16 exons. Lineage: Eukaryota; Metazoa; Arthropoda; Insecta; Hemiptera; Phylloxeridae. The record is from RefSeq and is a predicted model, not a curated record. Gene Ontology annotation, molecular function: X11-like protein binding; calcium ion binding; amyloid-beta binding. Gene Ontology annotation, cellular component: postsynaptic membrane; cell surface.
GUACUUUUUCUGUGUCAGUGUUCUCUCGAUACUGUCCGUGUAUGCUCGUAAAGUUCACGGUUAAACGUUGUAAUUUUUUAUUUAUUUAAUGUAACCAAAGGGUUGUCGUUAUUGCCGCGCGACCCUUGGGAUUAUUAUAUUUUUGUUUUUCAGAACUACAUUCGAGUGUGAUAUAAAGGUUUCGUUGAUUCGAAAAUAAAGUGAUUUCGUAAAGAUACCUCGCGUUUAACAAUGAGUUGCAGGGGUGCGUUGGCUGCUGUUGUCGGUUUGGUGUUACUCUUGCCCAUCUUCCCACUGAUUUCGUGUUACAAUCCAGUCGACACCGAUGAAAUUUAUCCAAAAUUAAUAAUUGAAGAUAAAGAUAGUGGAUAUCAUGGUUUAGUUAAAGAAAAUGAAACUCUUGUUGAAGUUGUACCAGAGAUAUAUGCUAUUGGUGAUGUUUGUAAUUUCAAUAUUGUAAAUAAACAUCAUGGUGAAGCCCCUUUCGAAAUCAUUCUACGAUCUAAUGGAUAUGCUGAGCUUCGUGCACGUAAAACUUUGAAUUGUGAAAAACGUAAAUCGUAUAAAUUUGAUAUAGCAGCAGUUUCUUGUUCAGGAUUGAUAUCUGAAAAUGUUACUGUACACAUUACUGUUGUUGAUAUCAAUGAAUAUGCACCAUCAUUCUUAGAGGCAUCCUAUGUUAAAGAAGUUGAUGAAGGUCGCUUGUAUGAAGAAAUUGUUCGUGUGGAAGCAACUGAUCGGGAUUGUACUCCUCGUUUUGGCGAUAUUUGCAAAUAUAAUAUUCUUAAUGAUGAUCAACCAUUUACUAUCAAUAAUGAAGGAAGUAUAAGAAACACUGAUCCUUUGGAUUAUGAUCACAGUCACAAUUAUAUAUUAUCAGUAGUUGCAUAUGAUUGUGGUAUGAAACAGUCAUUGCCUGUUAUGGUUACAAUUAAAGUGAACCGUAUUUGUAAACUUGGUUGGAAAGGGGUGCCAAAUGAAAUUGAAUACUCGCCAAGCUCUGGAAGAAAGGAAUUAUUUCCUAAUGCUCAGUUGAGACUUUGUGAUGAUCCUUGUCAUGUAAAAAGUGUGAAUGCUAAACUUACAUUAGCUACAUCACAUAUUGGAAAAGGUUGUGAUCGUGACACAUAUUCAGUUCAAAGCCAAAGAAAAAUUUGUGGAGCCAGCGAAGAGAGUGUAGAAUUAUUGCCAGCAAAUAGAGUACCAUUAUCAGCUGAAAAUGCAAUUAAACAUGAUGAAGGUCAUGAAUCUGACCAAAUGUAUGAGUUUGAUGGAAGUAGUACUGCUGUUGCCAUUCCUAAUGAUGUGCUUGAUCAUGGAUUAUCAUCAGCUUUUACCAUAUCAACCUGGAUGAAACAUAAACCAAUGUCACAUCAAGAUAAACAUGUUAAAGAACAUAUUCUUUGCUCUGCUGAUGAUCAUAAAAUGAACCGUCAUCAUUAUGCUUGGUUUGUACGAAAUUGUCGUUUAAUAUUGCUAUUAAGACGAGACUUUUCUCAAGGAGACUUAAAUAUAUUUAGACCAGCUGAAUGGAGAUGGAAGAUUCCUCAAGUUUGUGACAAUGAAUGGCAUCAUUAUGCAGUCUCAGUUCAAUUCCCUACUGUACAGCUUUACAUUGAUGGUGUAUUAUUUAAAUCUGAACCUAAAAAUCCAGAAGUCAUUGAUGACUGGCCUUUACAUCCAACUAGAGGAAUUAACACAACUUUAACUGUUGGAGCUUGUUGGCAAGGUUCUGAGAAUAAAAUGAAACAUCAUCUGCGUGGAUAUUUGGCAGGUUUAUCAGUACUUUUGCAUAAAUUAGAAAAACCUGAAGUACUAGCUUGUUUGCAUAAAUGUAAAGAAAGUUUAGAAGUUCCAGCUAUGGAAUUAUUAGAACCUGGAAUGGAAUUAUUAACUAAUAGCGAGUUAACUGAGUUAUCUAUUGAAGGAGAUAAUAAAACAAAUUUGGAAGUUUUGGUAAGAAAAAUAGGUUAUUCAAACAGUCGUGACUAUCCAACUCCUGGAAGACGCAAUUUACACUUAAGUACUUCAUUGAUUUGUGAUGGUGGACGUGAAAUUAAAAUGCCUUCAGCUGAAAGUUAUGUAAUGGUUCAUCGUCCACAACAACCAAACAUUAUAAUAAAUGGAACUAAUACCAUACCUAGAGAGUAUCAUGAAUUUAGACAAGGUGUACAAGUUUUCCCUGAUAUACUCAUAAGUGUUGAACCUGAAAGCUAUGAUUAUGAAGUAAAAUAUCCUGAAUUAACUAAUGUUCUGGAACGUCGUAUUGAUUCUUGUGUUAUUUCUGUGUAUCCUUCAUUGAACCCUGAUCAUGAAAGCCUAACCAUUCCGGCUGAUAUGUUGGCUAAAUUUGGAAUAUCUGCUAAAGUUACUAAAGAUGGUGUAACCUUUAAUAAUGCUGAUAUUAUGUUCCAUUAUCAAGAAGCCUUACAUGAUAUACGUUACACUAAUUAUAAACCUGCAUAUUACUUAAAUCGUCAAUUUAAAAUUGUUUGUUCAGAAAUGAAUGGCCGAUUUUUAAGUAAUGAAUAUGUACAAACUCUUACUGUAAUUCAUCCAAGAUCACCGUCAACAGCCUUUACUACUUCAAUAGCACAGCCAACUACUGCUCCACCAGCUGCAUCUUUAGUAAAUGAAGAUAAUGCAGAACCUUUACCCGCCCAUGCACAAAUAAUUCAGCAUUCAGUAGAAACUAAACAAGCACAAACUAUUAUUGGAAAUUACUUUGAAGGUUCCAUUGAUGACCAUGCACAAGCAAUAGUUGCUAAUGGAGGUCAUGCAGUUACAAUAAUUAUUGUAGUUUGUGUUGGAUUCUUAGUUUUAAUGAUUACACUCGGAAUAGUUCGUAUUAAAGCCGCCCAUCAUAAAGCAGCACAGGAAGAGGCUCAAGAUACUGAAAUGGCAUGGGAUGAUUCAGCUCUUAAUAUUACAAUCAAUCCAAUGGAACAAUUAGAAAAUGAAGAAGGUGCAUCUAAUGGUGGUGCUUUGUCAGUUAGUAAACAAAGUCAACAAGAUAAUGAUGAUGAUUCUUCUGAUGAUAAUAUGAGUUAUGACUAUGAUGAUAGCUCAGAUGAUUGCGGCAAUGAAGAAGAUGAUGGUUUACAUAGAGGCUGUCAACCUCGUUUAGAAUGGGAUCAUUCUACUAUGUCCAUCUAAACUUGAUCAACUAUUAUCACAAUGUCAUAUACACUAAAUAACGAUUUGCAGCACCUGACCUUUGAGGUUUCAUGGUGAUUCUAUUUUUAAUACUAUAUAUAAAAUCACUCUUUUUUGCAUAUCUUUUGAAAAUGCUUGACUAACGCGCUUUAGAAUAUUCAGUAUAUGUUUUAGGAAUUGUUACAAAUUAUUAAAUUAAAGGGUGGGGAUUUUUUUUUUUAUUAUGGUUGACAGAUUUUUACUUAUUAUUUCUAUCUUAAUUUUAAAAGUUAAUCCAAACAUAUUUCUUCAUGAUAAAAAAAUUUUGUUUGCAAUUAUGCUUUAAUAAUUUUAUAUUAAGUUUAACAUUUUUAUCAACUGUGUGAACAAUUAUUAUUACUACCAUUUUAUUAAAUUUAUUUUUUAAUUUAAUUAGAAUUUAUUCUAAGAACAAUUUUAUAUUAAUUCAAUGAUCAAUAUUAUUAUAUUAUUAACCCCACUCUUUCUUAUAAUUUAAAAUUUAUAAAUAAAAUUGGAGAAGACUGUAAAUAAUGUAAACUUAAAAAAGCUUAAUUUGCAUUUAUAUGUGCCAUUUAUUUUAACUUAUGUAUAGGUUUUGAAAUGUUUAUCAAUUUCUAUCAUUUUUAACAAAAUUGACCUUUUUUACUUAACCAAUCACACCUAUCAAAUUGCACUGCUUUUCAUUAAAAUCUAAAUUUUGUUUUUGAUUUUUUGUUUUUGUGAAUAGCCAAUUUCUUGCCUGGAUAAUAUUAACUCUAUUUCCAUUUAUAUAUUUGAUACCGUCCAAUUAGAUUUCCACAUAAAUUUUUAUUUUUAUUGAAAUGACUGUAUAUUACACAGUUUAGUAUUAUUGGUUGUGCAAUAAAGUACUUAAAUUAUUAAGGAUUAAAAAAAAAUUGAAAAUAAUUGUGCACUUUAUUAAAUUAAAAGUUAAAUGAUUUAUUUAUCAUAUAUAAUUAUGUAUUAUGUGUCACUUAAGUAUAAUUUUGGCAAACUAAUAAAUUAUUUGUGAACACUGUUCUAUGAAUAUGUAGAAUAAUCACAAUAUUGAAAGUAAUCAAAAACUGUUAAUGAUAUGUAUGUUGAAAUUUAUAUUUGUCUUCUAAUUUUUACUUAAAUAUUGUUUAAGGCAACUAUGAUAAAGAAGAACAAAUUUAUCAUUACAUUAAAUUACAUAUAAAAAAUGAAUAUAUUAUAUAAUAAAUGAAUUAAAAAAUAUAAGAUUAUUUUUAUGUAAAUUUUGAAUAAUGUAAGAAUAUACACAUACAUUUCAAAAUUAUAAAUUGAACAUCUUGCUUUGGUAUGUCAUAAGUAUUUAAUAAUUUACAAAGGUGUAGGUAACCCAAUUUAACAACAGUAUUAUUAUGUUUUGAAUAUUUGUGGAUUUUUUUCAGUCUAAUUUGUAUAGCAUUGUCUUUUAGAAACGAAAACAUGCAUUUAAUUACAUCUUAAUUACAAAAAAAGUGCAAUAUUUUUGUGUAAUAUAUGUUAAUUUAGUUUCAGUGAUAUGAAAAAAUAAUUUGUAUUAUUAUUUGUACGAAUAAAAAGCCACCUACACCUAUUAAUUUUGUAUUAUACUUUUUUUUUUUUUAACAAAUUUUACUUAAUAUUUUAUUUAAUGCAUGAAGAAGUUGGUAUAAAAUAAUGAUUUGGUAUUAAGGUAAGACUUUAGUUAUGUUUUACCAUAAAUUUAUUGAUUUACAGUUACACAGUGGUAAUUAGUGCUUUUGGAACAAAUACUCUUGGAAUGUUUUAAUAAAUGCAUUAUAGAGUAUAAACUCUCAAAUAUAUUAAUUGGCCUUAAAAAAAAAUAGAAAAUUAUAUGUACUAUAAUAUAAACAUAUAUUUUACCUUUUCAAUUUUUUUUUAAAUUUCAACGAAAUGUGGCAUUCCGUCAAUUAUUAAUACUAAGUAAUAUAAUUAAUAAGACAUAACAAAAUUAUAUGUAACUUUAAAUUUAUAGAAUUUUACUAAUACUCUAGUUCUAACAAAUUUUAUUCAAAUUACAAAAUUACAUAAAUUGUAUUGAAGAACAAGAAGCGUAGCUUACUUUUUACCUCAGUCAACUAAGAAGAUAUAUUUUAUAAUAUUACAGUUGGCCAAAUAUACUUGGUUGUCUCCAAAAAAGAAAUGAUUUCGCUACUCUCCUAUAUAAAAUGUCAUAUUUUAAGUGAAAAACUUUUAUUUUGCACCAAUGUUUCAAUUAAUUCGGUAAAAAAAUGUUUAUUUUAAAUUAAACUAAAUGGUAAAUUUAAAUUUAAAAAAUAUAUUCUUCAAUUUAUAAUAAAUAAAAAAAAGUUAUUCUAAAACCAUUUGAGUUUAAAAACUAUCUGUUCCUUAGUAUUUGGCCUCAGGUGAAGCAGCUGAGCGAUGGGUCCUUAGACUUGUCCUUGGCGCUAACCGACCUUUACCAGUGAGGAGAUGCACUGGAGGUUGCGUAUACCAUAAAACGUAGUAGCUUGGAUAGUGGGCACGGCCUGACCAGGGUGUCUGAGGUUGGUGCAAACCAAAGGCGAACGAUACGGAUGACCUAGUUGUCUGGCGCUGGUGUUCUGUUUGAAGACACUUUGACCGAUGACCUACCUUGGUCGCUCAUCGCUCACUGAUCCUCUGUGCCUGGCAAAUAGCACAUAGUGCUAACUUUGAUCACGGUUGUAGGUGAAUCUCUUCGAAGUGAAGUCCACACAUAGACAGUAAAGACUGUUCCUUAGUAUUACAGUAUUAAUUUUUAAGUUUUUUAAAUUUCAUAACUUACCAUAUAAAGAUAAAAAAAAUACAAUUGAAAAAACCUAAAUAAUGAGUUAUUAUUAAUAGCAGUUGUAUUAUGGUUAUUAUUAAUUAUUAGAAACUCACUCACUCACAAAUACAUACUGGACAAGACUGAGACACUCAUCUGCGAAAUGUGCAACACCGCACAUUUUUUAGUUUUUUAAAUUAAUAAUAUUUUUAAUAUAGUUUUAAUUUUACUUAAUUAAUCGCCAUUACUGUCAAACAUUUAUUAACAGAAUGUCAAAAAUUUAAUGACACAUGAGCAAACAACAUGGGCCACUUAUUGGCUGAAAGCUUGGAACCGGACGAAAAUUAACAAAAAAAAAAAAAACAA